Peronospora matthiolae is the source of this 1995-nucleotide messenger RNA. NCBI's taxonomy places the organism in Eukaryota, Oomycota, Peronosporomycetes, Peronosporales, Peronosporaceae. The record is from the annotation of a GenBank genome assembly.
AUGAAGUCUGCAGCUAUGCAGAUGCUGGCCAUGGUGCUCCUCGGAUUGCACAGCAGCAAUCAUUUCGUACCCCUUGUAGCCUCCCACGAACCCACGUGUUUCGAGCUCCCGAUUGUGAUCGUGUCCCCUACCAAGAUCAAGCUACCCACUGAGACAUGCAACCAACCCCGAGCCCCUGCUCGCGACUGCAUGGCCGAUCCUGUUGAAGCCUCGAUUGAAGUCAUUGACAACCCCAACGGGACGCUCAAUUGUCUCAAUGGACCGCGGACCUCUGUCUACGCUGCCAGUGCCCACUACCGAGGCCAGUCCAGUCUGCACUUUACCAAGCACCAGAUUGCAGUGGACCUGCACGAAGACGGUGCAUUGUUGGGCUUCCCAGCUGAUCGCACGUUCGUACUUAAUGGACCGACCAUUGACUCGAGUCUUUUGCGGAACCAUUUGGCUCACUGGAUGUAUCGUGGUACGGACCGCUACUCCCCUCGCAGUCGUCAUGUUGUCGUGUUUGUGAGGGACCGACUGAGUGCUGAUGACUGGAGUCCACGGUAUCGUGGCAUCUACGUGGCUCUGGAGAAAAUCGCGUACACGCGCAACCGCGUGGCAUUGACACAGCUGAAUAGUGCGUGUCAAUCCAAUGACGAACUCUCGGGAGGCUGGGCGUGGCAGAACAAUCCACUGGGGUACGGCGAUUACUCGCCGAACAUGGUGCUAAAUGAAGCUACGGGACUCUUUGGUUCGGGCGCGCGGCCGGUUCUAACGUACCCGGAACCAUAUGUACUCACGCAAAGCAUGCGGGACUACUUUGUGUCGCCCGAGACGGGACCACUGCCUCGGUUGUAUCAGUACUUGUACGCCAACAUGACGGACCCGGAUGGACUAGCAGAGCACAUUGACAUUGGCUCGUUUGUCGACUAUUUCUUGCAUUCGGAGUUGUCGGAGAACUCGGACGCGUACCGUCGUAGUACGUACUUCUUUAAAGACCGCAGUCAACCCAUCAACGCUGGUCCUGUCUGGGACUUCAACCUAGCCUACGGACGAGGUGGCAGACAAACGACUUGGUUGUAUCCUGGUCAUACAUUCUGGAAGCGGCUGGUGUGCAAUUACAAGUUUGCAUCGCUCUUACAACAGCGAUGGGUGACGCUACGCACGACCACGUGGAGUGACGAGUCCAUUCAGUUGUUCAUCCAAUCGAGUGCCGAGCCGAUUCGUCGGCAGCUGAAGAACUGUAACGAGUGGAAGAGUGAAAACCUGCAGUGUGCCAAUGUCGGCGCGAAUACAAACGGGACCUUCGACGAUGCCGUGACUGAUUUGCUUGACGCCGUUCUAGCGCGUGCUCAGUGGAUGGACUCGAAUAUGGCGGGGUUCUACAAAGCACUGGAUCCUACUGUUUGUGUUGCUGCUGGCGAACUUCCCGCUUACAAUUGCGCAGCUAACGGAAAUGACAAGGGAUGUCUAUCGAACCCCGACGCUUACAGCAAUGCCGUCGAGUUCCCCGAACCCCGUAAAUCUACGACCGCGAAGGUUUGCGACACAUCGAAGUUGUCAAGCGCUGGAGUAACGAUGGAGGAGCCAACGCUUGACCAAUGCUGGCUGUCGGCGGGAGUUUACAUCACGGACAGCUCGAUCACACCUUUCUGUGGGGGCUACGGAUUUUGUCCGGAAGGGCCGGGAGCAAAAUGCACGUGCACGAGCGGCCGCCGCCCACCCACUUGUGCUCGUCACGACGAUGUCAUUGUGCCUCAUGGUGGACUGUUUGGAAGUGGCGUGGUCAAGCCAGAAUCGCUGCUCAGCAACUCGGCUGAUGUGGUGGUUGGAGAGAGUACGUACUUGACGUCUCCGCUCUUCUCCUUAUGCGCCGUCUCUGCGAUGGUGCUAGGAGCGGUCUUGACGGUCCGUCAACGUCGUCGCAACCGCCACUACUCCCGUCUGCGCGAAGCGAUUGCUGCCAGUUCACAGAACGAUGUUGACGGGCACAGCCUUUUCUACGGCACUUCGUAA